Budorcas taxicolor (takin) is the source of this 2446-nucleotide messenger RNA. RefSeq names its product protocadherin beta-14. Gene Ontology annotation, cellular component: plasma membrane. The transcript has a single exon. Gene Ontology annotation, molecular function: calcium ion binding. Gene Ontology annotation, biological process: homophilic cell-cell adhesion. The record is from RefSeq and is a predicted model, not a curated record. NCBI's taxonomy places the organism in Eukaryota, Metazoa, Chordata, Mammalia, Artiodactyla, Bovidae. The coding region runs from base 1 to 2400 and encodes 799 amino acids.
AUGGAGAUCAGAGGGGCACUCGUUCUGCGGAAAAGGCAAGUCCUGAUUCUCUUUGUUUUACUGGGAUUGUCUCAGGCGCGUCCUGAGUCUGUGCCCUAUUCUGUGGCAGAGGAAACAGAGAUCGGUUCUUUGGUGGCUAAUCUGGCAAGGGAUCUGGGGCUUGGUGUGGAGGAGCUCUCUUCACGGGAGGCUCGGGUAGUAUGUGAUGAUAAUGAAAAGCAUUUGCACCUCGAUUUGCUGACUGGGGAUUUGCUGAUAAAUGAUAAACUGGACCGGGAAGAGAUGUGUGGCUCCACGGAGCCCUGUGUGAUGCAUUUUCAGAUGGUAUUGGAAAACCCUUUACAGUUUUUUCAGGCUGAGCUGCACAUCAAAGAUAUAAAUGAUCACUCCCCUACAUUUCUUGACAAUGAAAUAGUUAUUAAAAUAUCAGAAAGUACCACUAUUGGAACUACAUUCCUAAUGGAGAGUGCCCAAGAUUUGGAUGUAGGAAGCAACAGUCUUCAAAACUACACAGUUAGCCCAAAUUCUCACUUCUACAUUAAAAUUCAAGACAGCGACGAUGGAAAGAUAUACCCAGAACUGGUCCUGCACAGAGCGUUAGAUCAUGAGGAGGAGCCUGAGCUCAGAUUAACACUUGUAGCACUUGAUGGUGGAAACCCGCCCAGGUCUGGGACAACUUUGGUCCUCAUCAAGGUCUUAGACAUCAACGACAACGCCCCGGAAUUUCCGCAGAGGCUCUAUGAGGUACAGGUCCCGGAAAACGCACCGGUUGGCUCUUGGAUUAUCACCGUCUCUGCUAAGGAUCUGGAUGCAGGAAAUUAUGGGAAAAUACUUUAUACGUUUUUUCAUGCAUCAGAAGAUAUUCGUAAAACAUUUGAAAUCAAUCCAAUAUCUGCGGAAGUUCAUUUGAGAUCACAACUGGAUUUUGAAGUAGUACAAUCCUACACUAUAAAUAUUCAGGCAACAGACGGUGGGGGUCUUUCCGAAGAAUGCACUCUUUUGGUGAAAGUAAUAGAUACAAAUGACAAUCCACCGGAAGUGAUCAUCUCAUCAAUCACAAAGAUAAUUCCAGAGAACGCCGCAGAGACCCUUGUGGCUCUUUUUAGUGUCCGAGACCAAGACUCUGGAGAAAAUGGAAGGAUUAUUUGCUCUAUCCAAGAUGACCUCCCAUUUUUUCUGAAACCGACCUUCAAGAACUUUUUCACCCUAGUUUCAGAUAAAGCACUGGACAGAGAGGAGAGAGCAGAGUACAACAUCACCAUCUCGGUCACUGACAUGGGAACUCCCAGACUGAAAACCGAGCACAACAUAACCGUGCUGGUGUCCGACGUCAACGACAACGCCCCCGCCUUCACCCAGACCUCCUACACCCUGUGGGUCCGCGAGAACAACAGCCCCGCCCUGCACAUCGGCAGCGUCAGCGCCACAGACACAGACGCGGGCGCCAACGCCCAGGUCACCUACUCGCUGCUGCCGCCCCCCGACCCGCCCGUGCCCCUCGCCUCCCUCGUGUCCAUCAACCCCGACAACGGCCACCUCUUCGCCCUCACGUCCCUGGACUACGAGGCCCUGCGGGCCUUCGAGUUCCGCGUGGGCGCCACCGACCGCGGCUCGCCGGCGCUCAGCAGCCAGGCGCUGGUGCGCGUGCUCGUGGCGGACGCCAACGACAACGCGCCCUUCGUGCUCUACCCGCUGCAGAACGCCUCGGCGCCCUGCACCGAGCUGGUGCCCAGGGCGGCCGAGCCGGGCUACCUGGUGACCAAGGUGGUGGCGGUGGACGGCGACGCGGGCCAGAACGCCUGGCUGUCGUACCAGCUGCUCAAGGCCACGGAGCCCGGGCUGUUCGGCGUGUGGGCGCACAACGGCGAGGUGCGCACGGCGCGGCUGCUGAGCGAGCGCGACGCGCCCAAGCAGCGGCUGGUGGUGCUGGUCAAGGACAACGGCGAGCCGCCGCUGUCGGCCAGCGUCACGCUGCACGUGCUGCUGGUGGACGGCUUCUCGCAGCCCUACCUGCCGCCCCCGGAAGCGGAAGCGGCGGCCGCGGCGCCGGCCGACCCGCUCACCGUCUACCUGGUGGUGGCCUUGGCGUCGGUGUCGUCGCUCUUCCUCUUCUCGGUGCUGGUGUUCGUGGCGGUGCGGCUGUGCAGGAGGGGCGGGGCGGGCUCGGCGGGUCGCUGCCCGGUGCCCGAGGGCCACUUCCCGGGCCACCUGGUGGACGUCAGCGGCACGGGGACCCUGUCGCAGAGCUACCAGUAUGAAGUGUGUCUGAUGGGAGGUCCUGGGACGAAUGAAUUUAAAUUUCUGAAGCCGAUUAUCCCUGAUCUUCCAGUCCAAGACUCCGGUAGGCAUAUAGGGGAAAAUGAGAACUUUAGAAAUAGCUUUAGACUCAACCUUCAGUAAAAUAAUUUAAACUUCUGAUGUUUUGUUAUUCUUGGCAAACUAUAGA